Molecule: messenger RNA, 396 nt
Organism: Suillus bovinus
Lineage: Eukaryota; Fungi; Basidiomycota; Agaricomycetes; Boletales; Suillaceae
Exons: 1
Source: RefSeq, a predicted model, not a curated record
CUCGAAAACUUUGCCUCUGACCCAAAAAGUGUCGUCACCAACAUCUUAUCCAUCCUGGGGUGUCCACCUUUCCUGCUGAGUGAAUGGCUCAACAUCGUGCGGUGGAAAUACAUCAACCUCGCCAAAGUUCUUGACUUGGCACACACAACCAAGUUGGACCCCAAGAAAACCCAUAUCAUUGAUGAUGAGAUUGAGCUCACCCUCCGAGUAUCCAAAUUCUCUACCGGAAUUAAAACCUCCUCGGAUCACAAUAUCACCUUCUCAAUGUAUAUCAAAGCAAUUUCCUUUGUCUUCCCGCAGCGUCAAGACAAGUACAUCCAAUAUAACACCUACAUUAGUCAACUCUUCCAUGCCAUGGAGGUCAGACUCCAUUCCCAUGUCAUUGAGUUCAACUGA